AUGCCCCACCCACGCCGUCAAACCAAGAAAUCUUGUCGAGAAUCAUCACCAAACUCGGUCUCUACGCCAAAUGCCCCCCGAGCAAGGAGUAGGAGUAUCUUGUCCGUAUCUGAAGAGCCUCCCACUACCAAUCCAAUUGAUGUGGACAAGGAGCAUCCCAAUGAACGUCUAACGACUCCGUCUGCCAGUGGAGGACCUGCCGGAGCUACUACCGAUCAGGAGGAGCUUAGCCGUAAAGCUAACAGGAUCGAAGGCCCACAGAACCUCGGAGGUGAACUCCCGACCUUGUACGCAGCAUGCGCCGUUCGGGCGGGAUAUAACCGCUCUAGCGGCUUCUCCGGAGGCACCUUUGAACGGCUUGGGUCCAAAGUUCGAACAAGUCCGGGACGCAGAAUCUCUGUAGUUUUCGGACUGAUGCGGCCGCGUUAUCUUGGGAAUGUGUCGGUCUAUUGGGCAUUUAUGGCCCCUUGGUCUUACUGGGUCCCCCUCCAAGUGCCUGAUAUAACACUUGGCAAGGGUUUGGACCAGAGCCUCAGUACACCUACAACAAAUUACGAAUACACGAAAAUUUCCUCAGCGUUUGAAUCCUGGACUUCGUCGUCACACAGCCUUCUCCCGCAGUCAGACGGUAUCGGGUCGUAUAACUCCACCCCCAAGAAAAGUAUUGAAACUGCCGAAAAUCGUCUGCCUGUAAUCAUGCCCCACACGGUCAUCAGCAGAGUGGGCUGGGUGAAAGCAAACAGGCUCGAUGGUAGUAACAAUGGAAUACAGUCGGAUGAAGUCAUCAUGUCGCCCCUUGUUAUCUUCUUUCUACUUAUUGGUCAAUCCAUUGCAGCGAGGACUCCGACUGACCCACCACCUUCAGCCCCGGCUUGGACGCCUCAUGCUUCGUGUCCGCCUUGGACGCCUGAUGCCUUGUCAUCGCCUCGUACGCCUGAUGCUUUGUCUCGGUCUUGGACGCCUGAUGCUUUGUCUCCGGCCUGGACACCCGAUACCAUGUCUCCGCCUUCUAAACAUCCAAGAGGUCGUCGCUACUCAGACGCACAACAGAGCACGAGCGAGAUAGAAAUGGUUCCUGAGUCGAGCAGUAACCGGGAUGUCGCGGAGGUGCACAUUGACAUGACGGCAAUAAACGACCUCGUACAUGCGGCAAACAGUCCCAUUCGCCGUCCGGCUCGCAAGCGUAGACACAGAACGGGCCACCUCGACUUGGCGAGAAAAAUCUCUCUGCUGCAAAGCAGUUCUUGGUCGAUACACGAAUUUGCUGAUAUUACGAUCUCCUUAUUCUUUUUCGCCUCUUGGAUUGCGGUCAUCUGCUUGGCCUUUAAAUUUGAAAACUAUAGUCGUAUAUCCGCUAUGUUGCAUGGACAUGAUGCCAGCACUCUGGACAACCAGAAUUUGAUUUUUGAGAAACAUGCAGCAAAGGUUCCAUCUUAG
Molecule: messenger RNA, 1437 nt
Organism: Puccinia triticina
Lineage: Eukaryota; Fungi; Basidiomycota; Pucciniomycetes; Pucciniales; Pucciniaceae
Exons: 9
Coding region: 1-1437 (478 amino acids)
Source: RefSeq, a predicted model, not a curated record